This is a messenger RNA of Papilio machaon (common yellow swallowtail), 543 nucleotides long. RefSeq names its product cuticle protein 1 (gene CPH1). Gene Ontology annotation, molecular function: structural constituent of cuticle. The coding region runs from base 26 to 346 and encodes 106 amino acids. The record is from RefSeq and is a predicted model, not a curated record. Lineage: Eukaryota; Metazoa; Arthropoda; Insecta; Lepidoptera; Papilionidae. The transcript has 3 exons.
AUAAAACGGCGGGCGACCGUGCACAAUGCAUCAGUCUCACUGUCAAGUAGAGAGGAUACACACAUACAACAUGUACGCCAAACUGUUCAUCCUGUGCGUGUUGGCGGGAGUAGCGCUCGCCCGCGAGUACCCCGCUGGACUGCACCCCGCGGUCUGCCCCAACUACCCCUACUGCGACACCAACACCUUCGCGCGCUUCACCCCCGACGGCAUGCCCAUCCCCGAAUGGGUCUACAACCCAUCCAUACUGCCUGUAGCCCCUGCCGACCCACACGCAAAUGCCGCUCCUAAAUACCCGGCUAACUUCAACGCCGCGGCGUGCCCCAACUACCCCUACUGCUGGUGAACAGAUCUCAACACGUCCCCUCACAAUAAUGUCAGAGUUUCUAAAUGCAAGCUAGCUUUGAUAUUCCCUCCAAAUAUCUAAGCGACGAUCUUUUACAGCCUCAUUUUAUCUGAAACUCUAAGCCAUUAUGUCAACCCCACUGCCAUAACAUUUAAUAUGUGUAAAUAUUCGGGUUACAUUCUAAAAAUGCAUUAAGC